GGCAAGCGGCGGAUCUCAACGGACCCUGGAGGGACAAUGGAAGCGCAGGCGCAAGGUCUGUUGGAAAGACAAGCAUUGCAAGAGGCAGAUGAAGAUAUGGUCACUGAUGUUGAUUUUACCAACACACUUUCUGAAGAAGAGCGAGAAGAGUUAAAAGUUGAACUUGCCAAGCUAGAAGAUGAAAUCUCAACUUUACGACAAGUGUUAGUAGCCAAAGAGAAGCAUCUUGUGGAAAUAAAACAAAAACUUGGUAUCAACUUGAUGAAUGAACUGAAACAGAACUUUAGCAAAAGCUGGCAUGAUGUGCAAACCACCACUGCUUAUAAGAAGACUCAAGAGACUCUGAGCCAAGCAGGACAAAAGGCCACAGCUGCUUUCAGCAAUGUUGGGACAGUCAUCAGCAAGAAGUUUGGAGACAUGAGGUCGCAUUCACUUGGUUACUCUAUUCGUCAUUCCAUAAGUAUGCCUGCUAUGAGGAAUUCUCCUACAUUCAAAUCUUUUGAAGAAAAGGUUGAGACCACCGUCACAAGCCUUAAGACAAAAGUUGGAGGUGCAAGCCAAAGUGGAGGAAGUUUUGAAGAAGUUCUCAGUUCUACUGCCCAUGCCAGUGCCCAGAGUUCCAGUGUGGGCACUCGACUUCCAGAAACAGAAGAGGAGCUUCAGUGCUAGAUUGAAGAGA
Messenger RNA from Gekko japonicus, 679 nucleotides. RefSeq names its product tumor protein D52-like 1 (gene TPD52L1). The record is from RefSeq and is a predicted model, not a curated record. Gene Ontology annotation, biological process: positive regulation of MAP kinase activity; positive regulation of apoptotic signaling pathway. NCBI's taxonomy places the organism in Eukaryota, Metazoa, Chordata, Lepidosauria, Squamata, Gekkonidae. The transcript is spliced from 8 exons. Bases 37 to 669 code for a protein of 210 amino acids. Gene Ontology annotation, cellular component: cytoplasm.